Sardina pilchardus (European sardine) is the source of this 2063-nucleotide messenger RNA. Its product is annotated as nuclear apoptosis-inducing factor 1-like. NCBI's taxonomy places the organism in Eukaryota, Metazoa, Chordata, Actinopteri, Clupeiformes, Clupeidae. The record is from RefSeq and is a predicted model, not a curated record. The coding region runs from base 103 to 1074 and encodes 323 amino acids. The transcript has 2 exons. Gene Ontology annotation, cellular component: nucleus.
UCUGGAAGCCAUUACGUUGCGCAGCUCAGUCGAGAAAAACUUACUAUUUUUACGUAUAUUACGCACUUUUAUUCUUUAAAAAAAGUAAUAUUUCAUAUAGUCAUGGCAUCACAAGCUAAAAAAAGGAAAAUGAAUUUCUCAGAAAGGGAGGUGGAAAUCAUUGUGGAGGAGAUGGAAAAACAGAAACACAUUUUAGUUAACCACUUCAACGCUGGCGUUACUCACAUCGCCAAAAACAAUGCAUGGAUUGAGAUACUAAAACGUGUAAAUGCAGUGACUACUUGUCAAAGGGAACUGGCUGAGGUAAAGAAGAAAUGGUCAGAUUUAAAGACCGAAGUGCGGCGGAAAGUGGCCCAGGCCCGCGCUGCAAUGGAAGGCACUGGCGACUGCACCUCGGUGCCGGUCAUUCUUACUUCCAUGCAGCAGCGGAUCUGUAACCUCUUGGGAGAAGCCACGAUCAUCAGCCUUCCCGCUGGCGACGCGAGCGCAGAGAUCAGCGUUCCUGUGCCGAUGAGCUCAGCGGCUACGGUCACACUCACGCAAAGUGAGACCACGUACCACACGCUGGAGGAGGGCAUGGUGGAGUACUGCACCACGGAGACGCCGGUCACCGUGACGACGGAGGCCCCGGUGGAGGUGCUGGCGGCGGCGGUGGCGUCUGCGUCGGCGUCGGCGUCCGAGUGCUCGGCGAAGCCGCAGGAGCUCAAGUCGCGCAUCGCGCUCAACUCGGCCAAGCUGCUGCAGGAGCAGCGCGUCACCAACCUGCACGUGCGCGAGAUCGCCCAGCACCUGGAGAGCCAGAACGACCUGCUGCAGAUGAUCCGGCGCUCGCAGGAGGCGCAGGCGUGCGCGCAGGAGCGGCAGGCGCAGGCGCUCGAGGGGACGCAGGCGGCGCUGCUCGCCCUCGUCCAGAUGUUCCGGCCCGCGCUCAAGGACCUGCGCAAGCUCCUGCAGAGCACCAGCAGCCCAGCGGGGGGCGCUGUGGCGCCGGGGAGCGAGGGAGCCGAGAACAGGGCCCCCACCACCUCCACCACCACCACCACCACCACUGAACAAGCUGAGGACGCGCAGUAGACUCAGGAGUGUGUGUGUGUGUGUUUAGAUUUGUCUACUGAGUUGUGUGUGUGUGCGUGUGUGAUUAGAUUUGUUUGCUAACCUGUGUGUAUGUAUGUGUCUGUGGGUGAAAGUAGAUGUGUAUGGCUCUGUAAAGUGUGUGUGUGUGUGUGUGUGUGUGUGUGUGUGUGUGUGUGUGUGUGUGUGUGUGUGUGUGUGUGUGUGUGUGUGUGUGUGUGUGUGUGUGUGUGUGUGUGUGUGUGUGUGUGUGUGUGUGUGUGUGUGUGUGUGUGUGUGAGAUAAAGAAUGUGUAUGGCUCUGUAAACUGUGUGUAUGUCAUUCUGUCUUGGUUGGAGGAAACUGGAGUGCUUCUGUGAAGUGUUUCUCAAUGUGUGUGUGUGUGUGUGUGUGUGUUUGUGUAAAUGUAUGUGUGAGUUUUCAAAAGAAAGUGAUGUUGUGUGGAAGCGCAUUUGUGUACAGGAAUAUUAAAGUGUGUGUGUGUGUGUGUGUGUGACCUGCUCUGGGCUGUGGAGAAUGGAGCCCAUGGGCUGGUGGCUGUAGGUAUAGAGCGGUUGUACAUACAUUGGGACUGAGAUGGUCAUGGAGUUUUAUUGUGCAAAACUCUAGGAGUGUGUUUGGGACUUUAUGAAUUUUACAGCCCAUGUUGAUGGUGCAUCAAUAUUUUGUUUCAUUUUAUUUUUCAUGACAUUGUCUUCCUUCAAUGUUAAAUAACUUAUUUUUUUAAUCUUCUGAACAUAAUUUAUCAAACAGCAGAGUGGCUACGAAUAUUUAAAUGCGAAAGGUUCACUCAGUUUGAACAGGUUUGUAAGAAGUUCAUUUAAAAAGCAAGCAUUGAGUUUCAGUCAAAAGAAAAUGCUUGCUUUGGCCUUAUUUGUGUUUCAAGAUGCAUGGAUUUUGUCAGACAGAAAGCAAAUCCAAGAAGAUGUGGAUGUUCAGAGCUAAGUACAAUAUCUUUCAUUGCCAACUCAUUAAAUUAGCUGACUACCUUA